GGAAGGCAGUCCUAAUGGCGGAGAAUGUACGGUCGCCUUUUGACUACCGGGAGCCACCGACCCUCGACAGCGACGGGGAUGGGAGCAAACCGCCGCCGCCACGGGGCCGCGUGUGUGGGAGAAAAAGGAAGGGGACACCUGUGAAGGUGUGUGACCGAGCAUAUGUAACAGAAGAUGAGGAGGAGGAGAGCAUGUCAGAGCACAGCUACAGCCCUGGUAAUGGCCAGUACCCAGAGGGUGCCGAAGACCGCCUCCCACCACCUGGCAGUCCCUACUACCUGCCUGAUCCAACUCAGCUCUGUGUGCCAGAGUUGGGGGAAGAGGGGGCAAGUGGUGUUAGAGGACCGGUGCUAUUUCAUCCGCCGCCGAACUGCCGAAUUCGAGAAGUCCAUUGUGGGACCCAGGUGCGGUUGGUUGUCAUAGCAAUCCGAGAUAUUGCCAAAGGGGAGGAGAUCACAGUGGACUACAGCCUGACGGACUGGGGCGAGAAUGCAAUGGAGGAGGAGGCUGGCCCCCACCCGUUGUCCCUCUCUGUCUCUGAUUACUUGACUCCCUCCUGGUCAUUAUCACCCUCGUCCUCACCGCUCACACACUCUGAACCAAGUGAUUCAGAUCGAGAGGAGGAUGAAGAGGAAGAAGAUGAUGAUGAUGACGACGAUGAUGAAGAAGAGGAAAUUGAGGAGAUACGGGGAAGAAUGCUUCGCCGCCGCAAGAAGCGCAAGAUGCCCCCAGCGGUCAAUUCAAAGAAGAGGGGCGCACCCACCUCCUCCAGAGGACCAGGACGCCCCUGCUCCUCCUUCUCCCGCCCAGCACCUGUUGCACCCCCAACUAGAUCCCAGCCUCAGCCUCCAGUGAGUGCCCUGGCACCCCCAACCACUAACAUAAACAAUAACAUUAAUAUAAACAUUGGCAGCUCCAGUGGUACCACAGUAAGCCGACGGCAGCACUGCCCGUACUGUGGCCGCCACUUUCGUUCCCUGGCACGCCACCUGGAGAAACAUCACGCCAACCAGCCAGAGGUCAGAACAGCCAUGGAGCUGUCACACCUUCACAACUCUUCAAAUGGCAGUGCCUCACAACCCCACCCCUCGUCAUCCUCCACCUCUGCUACUCACAGUCAUUCCUUUGCUGUUCCUCAGCCCUCUGUCUCAAACCCAAAUCCACCCUCUCUCUUCCCCAGGGAGAGGGAAUCCCCAGCUACUCGCUCCAGCACAGGCAGCGUCUCUUUCUCCCUUUCACUUUCACCUACGGCUUCAGCUCAGUCUGCAGCUGCCAAGAAGGGGCCUAGCUUACCAGCGCCCACCAGAAAAUUCCAUGCGCCCUCUAUGGUGUCCCAGGUAAAGAGUCCAUCACCACCUUCCCCACCUACUCCCAGAAGGGGUCGCAGGAUGAAAAAAGAAAAACAGGAAGAGUUGCAAAAGGUAGAGGUGGACAACUUAAGAAAUCAAGAAGACCUGGUUCCACCUCCUACACCAGAGCCAGACGUAGAUCCAGAUGAAGAACUCGAGCUAAGUGGAGAAGGUGAAGAGGAUGCUCCAGAAGAAAAGAAUGGAGAGAUUGUAAGCACUCACAGACAUCACAUGUUUCCACUACUCUCUUCCCUUUCUUGUUUGGUCCUCCAUCUUCGUCACCAACAGCACUCCUCUUUCCUUUCUUUAACCCGUUCUCCUCACUCUGCUGAAGCCUGGCGCUUACUCUGCCACUCCAGCCUCUCCCUGCUCAUCCUCUACAAUCGACAUCGAGAAUGUGAGGUGGCCAAGCUCACUGUCCAGGAUUACCGCAACCGAAUCACACCCCAGACCAACUCCAGCACCAGUUCCCCGUCUGGCAUGGAAACCCUCCUGUCUUCCUUUGAGCGUCAGGUCCUCUGUCAUCUCCCGCGGGCUGGUGUCUUGGGCAAGCGUGGUCGCAUCCAGCCGCUUAUUCUCCCACCUCACUGUGAGUCCUGCCUGGACCUGCUUCUUCGAACCAGCCCCAAUGUGGGUGUGGACCCCGAGAGCCCCUACAUCUUCUCCCGGCCCUACCACUCUCCUGCCACCCCUCUCCGGGGCACCGACCUCCUGAGAAACCUGGCCCGGGCCAGUGGGGCCAAAAACCCAGGUGCACUGACAGCAACACGAGUGCGGCGACAGGUAGCCAUCCUUACCCAGCUGCUGUUACUAGAGGAGGGGGAGGGCCAGAGUGGCGCUAUCAAACGGCUGGAGGACUUUCUAGAGCGAGAGUACCAUGUGACCCAGAACUGCUCCACUAUCAUACGAGAUCCAGCACUGAUGGGCCGUGUAGGCCGUGUUGUUCUCUAUGGAGAGAGGGAGGGUGUGCUUUUCAGAGGGAUGAGUCUGCAGCACAUCUGCCUUGAGUUGGACGUGAUGUCUGGCAACUCAGCAGAUUCCUUUUCAGAAGAUUCAGAGGCAGAAGAACAGAAAGAGGAUGUUAAGGAAAAGAAAGAGGUGAUGGCAAAAAAGAAAGGACCAGGCCGACCUCCACGGAAGAGGAGAGCACCCAUUCCUUCACCCACAGUUGGCCCAUCUUUAGCGAAUGUCCAUAAAAGAAGAUCUGUUCCUCCAAAAUCAGGGAAACGUGGUGUGCUGAAGCGUCCCUGGUCAGAGGCUGAGCGUGUAGCAGUAGAGACCCACCUAAAGAGAAACCUCAUCGAACUGCGUGUCCCUGCGAAGGCAGACUGUGAGCGCUGCCUCGAACUCUGCCCCCUGCUAGUGAGCAACCAGCGAGACUGGAGGGCUAUCAAGUUUUACGUCCAUAAUCGCAUUCAACUACUGAAGAAACAGGGAAGAAGGGAAAAUGCUGCAGCUGUCUGCUAGGGCACAACAGAGAUGUGUAUAAACCACCAGCAAUCACAAUGAAGAGAAAACUCUUGGUCAUGGUGUGUUUUUUCCUUCUCUUUUCUUUCAUGGGUGUAGUCCCUAAAGAUAGGUGCAUUUCUGAUCUCAUCCCCCUGAUCAUAUGGGAGUACAGGGCCCCAGACUAACUGCUUUUCAGUGGUAGCACUGGUGUGAACUUUCUCAGUUGGUCGCACCUCCCAUCUUGGCACACCUAAACACCUCACUUGCUGACGUCUUCUUACCGAUAGACACUAAAUUUAGCGACGUUCCCCUAAAUGCAUCGCAUUGCAUUGCAAGCUGCAGUAGAUGCUUCUUGUUGGCUGCUGACAGGUGUGUGAGCAAUAAUUACUUUGACAAGAGUAUAAUAGGGUCUUUUAAUGUUCGAUUUGUCCAAUACGACUGAUUGAGGGAUUUUAUCCAAAUGUGCUGUUUUCUGCAGAAAUAACUGCACGUGUAGGUGUGCGCUGCUUUUUACAAGCAGAGCGCAUUUCUAACUGUAAAUGCAGCAGUCAAUCAUGUUUAUAUACUGGUGGGAAGCUAAAAUCAUGGUUGUGAUUAAUAUACAUUUCAUUUUAUAGCCCCACUACUACACAAGCCAUUGUAAUCAACUAAAUAGCAUUUUUUCCUCCACCAGUCUGAUCAUUGUGUUCUGAUAAAGUUCUGAUUCUGAUGAGGUGUGUCUGAGGCAGACUCCUCUCUCUCCACCAGCCACUUCCUCUUUGCUCAUUUUGGUUUUACAAUAACUAGCUACCAACUGUUUUAUUUGUAGAACACAACAGCUAAACAGCUUGUUUUACACAUCAGGCAGGGACAGACUGACAGAAGAAAUAGAAGUACUACUUUUCACUACUAUGGCUAAUGCAGUAGUGAUGUGGCCGGCUAGAGUGACAUCAAAACAACUUAAUGAUCAUCAUGCACUUGCACAGAUGCGACCACUUGAAAGCUUAACUCGCACACUUAAAAAAUUACGUUGCAUAUGUGACCAUUUGGUUGCAGUCUGGAGCCCUGGAAUAGUUUAAUAAAGGUGACUAAGCUAAGAAUACAGGGGGGUUGCUCUAUUUAGGAAUAGUGCGUAUUCAGUGCUGCCGAUACUCAUCGUCUGUUUUUGAGAUGUAUUUUUAAGUGGUUGAACAAAAUGUACUGUUAAGUGUAAAUACGAGAUCAGACACAGUGAAUGCUUUUUUUUUUUUUUUUUUAAGAUUUUUUUUAAUGUCAUUUUUACUUUAUUAGAUAGUUGACGGUAGAGAAUGAUAGGGUAUAUGGGAGAGAGAAGGUAAAAAUAGGUCUGUGAUGUGGUGUGCACUUUAGACCACCAGGGCACAUUACAGCAAAUCGUCCAUGGUCUAGCAUUUGCUUCCACUGAAGGCUGAUGACCAAACAUGAAGCUUUGGAUAAAGAAACCAUUGGUUUUGAUCUUUAAUAAUCCCCACAUGUAGACAACAGGUCUUGUGGACUCAGAAAUGUAUUAUUUGUAUAGUUUGUGUUUGAUACUGACAUUGUGCCCGAAGCCCAUGGCACCCAACUGACAAGUGUAUUAAAAAAAAGUAUUCUUCAAAGUCUUUGAACAUAAUGCACAUGUGAAGUGUUUGUGCAUACCUUUUUAACAUGAUCAUAGUCAGUAGUAUGUAUCAAGGCACGUCUACUUGAAUUUAUUGAGUAUCAUAAUUUAAAUAUGAAUAAAAAAUCAACACAUGGUCUUAUUCACAAUGUAAAUACUUCCUAAUCUAUGAAGGUAUCAAGUAGUGGUUACAAAGUUGGUUAUGUGUUGGUAUAUGUACAUACUGUGUAUAUUAUCUGUACUGAUUAAAGUGUAUGACAGUUUG
This is a messenger RNA of Stegastes partitus (bicolor damselfish), 4660 nucleotides long. RefSeq lists its product as uncharacterized. The record is from RefSeq and is a predicted model, not a curated record. Lineage: Eukaryota; Metazoa; Chordata; Actinopteri; Pomacentridae. The transcript has 8 exons. Gene Ontology annotation, molecular function: protein binding. Bases 15 to 2816 code for a protein of 933 amino acids.